CCUUCCGACUUGUAACAUAGUGCCUCAACCAACUACGCUACCGCGUAGAACAAACUGCAAUUCGGAAUAACUACAACAAUUAAAACAGAGUCAGUGAUGUUGAAUUUACAAAGAAAUUUCAGUUUAAUCCAAUGCCUUUAGUUUCAUUCGUCUUUUUUUGACCACUCUGUACGAGUAUAUUAGUUACUGCGGAUGCAGGUAGAUGUCGCAGAGAGUUGCUGCAUCAUCUGCGUGAGAUGAGCCUAAGGAGAUGGACUCAAGGUCCACAACAGUGGUCUUCAACGUUCGGGUAUUGCUACAUCUUCAGUGCAACGAGAGGGAAAGUGAAUUCCACUGCACGCCGCUCAGCAAUUCAGCAAGCCCAUCUGCCAGUUUGCACAGGAUGUUCUCACUGGAGGGAAGACGCGAAAGAGGUAAUGAACUCCUCUGACCGUGGAAUGUUGUGGUUUCAAAGCCUCGAUCCCGUGGCCCUGCGGUGUCAUCUUCACGGAAUAGCCGCCGUAUUCCUGCUGAUCCUGUUAGUGCAACAGGGCAUUGCUCAACAGGCCGAUGACAAGGGAGAUGCACCUAACCAUGGAGUUGAGACACCAGCCGGAUAUCGAACUAGUUUCUCCUGCGUGGGACGUUUAGCUGGGUACUAUGCAGACAUCAGCUCUGGCUGUCAGCUGUACCACAUGUGUGACUUGGAAGGGCGACGCUACACAAACGCCUGUCCCAAAAUGACCCUCUUCCAGCAGCGCAUGAUGAUCUGUGACCACUGGUACAUGGUGAACUGCAACACCUCUGAGCAAGAUUAUGGCGCUAACCAGUUGAUCGGACAGCGCGACAAGCCUUUUGUCGGCCCGGAUGAGCACCUACACCAUCGCGAGCCCGUUCAUAUCUUCACAAUACUACAAAACUUGGGCUCUCUACAGCGAUUGAAUUGGUUCCCUGAAGUCAUAAAUCAGAUGCAACAAAAUUCGGCACCAAUUAACAAUACAGUUUCAUACAACGGCCGUCUGAUGGACCGAAUUCAAGAGGAUCAGUCAUCGAAGAUUACAUCGACAGAACCUCAUUCAACGGCCAAUCGCAUAGCACGAAACAGAGAUAUCAACACAACAGAAUCACAAACAGCGAGUUCUCAAAUAUCAGAUUCCGGAAACCUAACUGAAACAAUGGACUCGAACUCUUCUGCACGGUCCCGAGCGCUUCCUCUCGCUUACACAAAUAAUCCUUUCUUCCAGAGUCUCUUAUUGAGAACCACGCCGCCAACCCCACAGAAUAUGACAUCUGUUUUAAUGCAUUUUGAUACUUCGCGAAGUCCAAACAACGAUACUGCUAAGUUGAAAGAUGAUCAAAACUUCACGAUGUCACAGACGUCAGACGAAUUAGAAGAUCUCUCAAAACUUAAGUUCUCCUCCACAAGGAUCUUGUCCCAGCAGUUAUCAACUAAAGAAACAAAUGAAGUCUCUGUCCGUUUUGGAAAUUCCGAAGUAGAAGACAUGCCAGCCAGUUUCACACAACAUAAAGUUCCUGCUGUUUACACUAAUAAUUCCUUUCUUCAGUACCUAACAAAGACGUUUACGGUAUCAAACUCAACAACAAUGCCUCAGAAUACAGAAGAAACAACCACACCUCGGGUAAAUAUCAGCGUAGAUGAGAGUAAAUAUGAUUUGAACAACACUGUACAAAUUCAUCUGUUGGACCCUCGCCGAAUGUUCUUUAUUCCAGAGUCGGACAAGAAUAGAACAGAAUCAAGUAACUACGAUUUCCAAACAGGAAACGUGACAUUGCUCUUCAUCAGUGUACCACUUACUGCAGACAAUGGCAAUCAAAGCGUUAUGCAUUUCCGGAGCGAUGCUUUAGUUACCGAGGGUCGAAAUCCUAACUGUCUCAGAUGUCAUCCCAGUUUCCUUCUCCCGGGAACAUGUCAUCCCUGUGUGAUUAUUCGAUGAUAUCACACUUGUAGUCGAAGGAACAGACUACAGUGAACAUCUUUUGGUCUUAAUGUUGUAUUAAAAUAUAUAUUUAAAUACAGAAUAAAAAUGCUGUAACUGAAACAAACAAUUUAUAUCAUGUUCUUGUGAAUAAAAAUAAUUUU
Cryptotermes secundus is the source of this 2080-nucleotide messenger RNA. RefSeq lists its product as uncharacterized. Gene Ontology annotation, cellular component: extracellular region. The record is from RefSeq and is a predicted model, not a curated record. Gene Ontology annotation, molecular function: chitin binding. The coding region runs from base 237 to 1934 and encodes 565 amino acids. Lineage: Eukaryota; Metazoa; Arthropoda; Insecta; Blattodea; Kalotermitidae. The transcript is spliced from 5 exons.